Zerene cesonia (dogface butterfly) is the source of this 2514-nucleotide messenger RNA. Its product is annotated as short-chain specific acyl-CoA dehydrogenase, mitochondrial-like. Gene Ontology annotation, cellular component: mitochondrion. Gene Ontology annotation, biological process: fatty acid beta-oxidation using acyl-CoA dehydrogenase; butyrate catabolic process. The record is from RefSeq and is a predicted model, not a curated record. Lineage: Eukaryota; Metazoa; Arthropoda; Insecta; Lepidoptera; Pieridae. Bases 417 to 1646 code for a protein of 409 amino acids. The transcript is spliced from 9 exons. Gene Ontology annotation, molecular function: flavin adenine dinucleotide binding.
AUUAAGUGAUCAACAUUUGUGUUCAAAUGUAACUAAGUUGUUGACAUUGACAUCUGACAUUUAUUAUUCAAAUAAUAUAAACAUUCAACAAGUGUAUUUAAUAUUGCGGUUUCGUUUUUCACAUAUCUUUGUUAAUUUUUAUGCCAUUCUAAACCCAAGUAAUGCUAUUACAGUUUUUCGUGAAUACAGUAUAACAUUUUAAGACAUAAACAAUAUUUAAAAGCUAAUAAGCAUUUUUACAACUCUUAAUCUUUUAUUCAUAUCAUUACGUAGGUAUUCACCAAAAGUUUGGGUAAAACAGUAAAUUCGUUCUGACCUUGAGAAUUGUCAUUAUCAUAAAGUAUUGUUAAAUAUUAAGCAUUCCGUGAGUGUUCGUGAAACGGUUUAGUUGUGUAUUAUAAUUUUAAAGAGACGAAAUGGCAGCAGGCGCGCUUAGUAAAACAACAAAAACAACUGCUAGUCUAUUACAAUGUACGAAAAAGAUAGCAAGUCGCACAUUCACAACACAGCUAAACGAAAAGCAGAAAGAAGUACAGGAUCUCAUCAGGAACUUCAGUAAUGAGCACCUUAAACCACAUGCAGCUCAGCUUGAUCGGCAAGGAAGGUUCCCGUUCGAACAGGUAAAGAGGCUCACGGACCUCGGAUUUAUGGGCGCGUGCGUCGACCCUGAGUACGGAGGUCUCGGCCACGACUACCUCUCGCUAGCAGUGGCUGUGGAAGAGAUCUCCCGGGGAUGUGCCAGCACUGGCAUGCUGCUAUCGAUACAUAACUUCCUUUUCGCGAACCUGGUUAAUGAGAAGGGUACUCCGGAGCAGAAGGAGGUGUUCCUCAGGGACUUUACUAAAGGUUCCAUCGGGUGUUUUGCGUUGAGCGAGCCAGAUGCAGGAAGUGACGUGGCGAACAUCAGAACUACAGCUACCCGAGAUGGCGACCACUGGAUCCUGAACGGCAAAAAGAGUUGGGUCACUUCCGCCGUUGAGGGCUCCGCCACCGUUGUGUUCGCGACCUUUGACCCCGAAUUGAAACAUAAGGGGAUCGCGUGUUUUUUGGUGCCACUGGACUACGAGGGCGUAUUUCGGGGCAAGAAGGAGCCGAUUAUGGGUGUCAGUGUGUGUGACAGAGCCGCGACGGCUUGCGACCUCACGCUGGAGGAGGUGAGGGUGCCGGCCAGCUACCUGGUGGGGCAGCCAGGGGAAGGGUUUAAGAUCGCGAUGGGGCAGCUGGAUCAGGGCAGGAUUGGGAUCGCCGCACACGCUGUAGGAAUCGCCCAAGCGGCACUGGACACUGCCAUAAACUACGCCAAGGAGAGAGUUGCCUUCGGCAAAAAUUUGACCAGGUUACCGUCUGUUAAAGAUAGACUAACAGACAUGUGCAUAAAGGUGGAAACUGCCCGUCUGCUAACGUACCGUGCCGCCUCAGACGUGUGUACCAAAAAUAGUGCAAUGGCCAAGUACGUGUCGGGUCGGAACGCGGCCGCCGUGGCCGACCACUGCGUGCAGAUACUGGGCGGCAGGGGGAUCUCCACUAAAUAUGACGCUGAGAGACACUUUAGAGAUGCACGAGGCACACAAAUCUACGGCGGCGUGACGGACAUACAGAAGCGUCUCGUCGGGCAUUUCUUGCUCAAGGAACAUAACGCACUGUGAUACGAACAUUUUUAAUGUUGUUUCCAUAAUAAAUAGCAAAUAAACGUAACAUAUACUGGACAGAUAUUAAUGUCAUGUUGUUAUGGAAGUAAUAAUUAAUAAAGUUAAUUAAUUAAUAAUUAUGGAUGGUUUGCGCACGAAUUUAUGAAAUUUUUAAUAUAGUUCAACCCUGUUAAACCGACUUAAAGUUGUAUAAUAAGAAAUCGUUAUAAAAACUAAAUUCCGAAUUUAACAUAUUACAAAUUCUCGCUUAAUUAUAAACUUCGCUUGGUUUUGAGCUAUUUGGUUCUGUUUUGGUGCUCUGAGAAAGGAAGGCGCCAUUUUUUUGUUAAAAAUUUAAUUUCAGUCUAUAAUGUUACUGUAUUGAGGCUGACAUGCAUUUUCUAGAAUAAGUGCAAGUGUACUUAUCGCAUUCCAUUAUUUAAAUUGGUUCAUCUAACGAUAUUUAUUAAAAAAAUCAUUUUAUAAUUAUUUAUUAUUAUAGAGCUCGAAAUAUAAUAGCAAAGAUCAAAUAAAUACUAAUCAUCGUUGAUAAAUUUAUGUCUGUUUUGUUUCAUUGUUUAAACUCACAGUUGCAAACUCAUAUAAACAGUAUUUGUACUAAAAUAUAGCUAAGACAGAUAGAACAAAAGUAAAUAGUAAAUUGUAAGAAUUUUUAAUUAUAUCAUACUUUUUUUUUAAUAAAAUAGAUUCGAAGUCGUUGAAUAUCGAAAUGGUGUAAACAACAUUUUUAAAUAUAGAUUUACUUUUCAGCUUGCAUUUUAUCAAAUGAUGUAUUACUUCGUAUAUAUAUUGUAAUAUCGUUGUAAAUUCAUACUCUUAAUUGUUUGUAGAUAAGUGUUGAUUUUAUUAAAGUUAUUUUUUGAAA